GCACAAGUGGUGCGCAGUGCUGACGCGCUUAAACACGUUUGAUUUUCUGUUUAUUGUCAUGUUAAACAUUUUCGGUUGCUUGACGACAAUAAUGCACAAUACAUCCGUACAGCGACGACAGACGCGAAAAGAGGCUGAGCAACAUUACUCUGUUACCUGUAUAGCUUUCAAACAUAAAAUCGGCGCAGGACCCGCUGCUUUUCUAAACGGCGACAUCAGCAAACCGCUGCAUCUUGGGAACUUCUUAACAAAACAGACCCAUUUCACAGCUCGUUUAGGCUGUUUGAUAUCAGGAUUUAUGCACAUCUUUGAAAUAAGGCGACAUCAUAAUACGCGGACAUUGCAGGUCGUAACUCUAUAAAUCACACGCGAUGAGAGAGUAUUAUGGUUCCUUUGUUUGUAAAAGGUGAUGAUAAAAUAAAAGCAGCUAUCAGAUAGGCUAUAAUGUCUGUGGUAGCUGGAGAACUUGGCACUGAAGAGGAGGUAGAGGAUCUGGCAGAGGACAGUCUAUGUAGCAGCUAUGUGUCCGACACUGAAAAGCAGCCAAGAAAAAAGAAAGUUUCUGGCAGACCACCUCCUUCUCCUAAGUCGCCAUAUCUGAACAGUGCAAACUUGCAUAUGAAGAGAGCUCCAGCUGCAUCAUGUAGGACGAUGAAGGGGUUGCAGCUCCAAAACUGUAAAACCCCUCCAGCUGCUCCACACAGAGACGUCUGGCUGCACUUACAGGAUGAUGGACAUGGGUCAUUGUCAAAAUCUCCAAAAGUCAUGGAUUGCAGUGUCACACAGAGCAGCAUUAGCAGUGCCAGAACACCGGAAUACUUGAAGGAGGCCUUAGGAAUGAAAAAGCCCAAAUAUUCCCGCUCCGCAUCUAACGGUUACGUUCCAGGGACCCCAGACUACAAAGACAAGGAGGAGAUGUAUGAUGAAAUAAUCGAUCUAAAAAAGACCAUCCAAACCCAAAAAGCUGAAUCAGACAAGUUGAGAGCUAAGCUGCGGCGUUUUGAAGAAGAAAACUGUAAGAAAGACAGGCAAAUCGAACAGCUGCUGGACCCAGCCAAGGACCCAGAGUAUGCUCGGAGUUUAGUGGACAGAAAGACCGAUCCUAGAUCAAUUAUUAAUGGACUGAAACAGAGGAUUCUGCGACUGGAGCAGCAGUGCAAAGAGAAAGAGAAUGCCUUGAGUCAGCUUCAGAGUGACCACAAAACUACUAACAUGCAGGAAAUGAAGAUCACUGUUGAAACCUAUUUUGAAGAGGUUCAAAGAUUGCGCACACUGUUAGAUUCAGCUGAGAGAAGUAAUAAGGCUGAGAGCAAAGAGAGCAGAAGGCAGAACAAGACUCUUAGUACCACAGUUCUGAGACUCACAAAGACUGUUCAACAACUGGAGGAAGAGAACCAGGAACUCAAAAAAGAAUUGACCCAGGAAGAGAUGAGCAUGACGGACAGCCCUGCAUGCAGAGCCAAGGGUUAUAUGGAUUGGAGUAAACAGAGACUUGUGCGACGAAUCCUGGAGCUUGAAAAGAGAUUGGAAAGGAUGAAAAAUCUUCAGAUCACCAAAGCGUCACAAAAGAGCCUAGACGAUACAGAAUCAACGAAUCAGAAUGCAGAGACCGAGCCAUCUAUGAUUACAGAGAAUGAUGUGCUUUUGAAUGGAGUGGUUACGAAACUUGGAGAACAGAAAUCAGAGCUAAAGCUAAAACUGACCCAGAGAGAUGAGGAGAUAAGACGUUUAUCUGCUGAAAAGGAUGAACGUCUGAAAGAGGUAGAAAAUGUGCUGAAGGAGCAAAUCCGAAAUCACGAGAGCCUGAUUCAAACACACAGACAGGAGAUGAGUGCACUGAUUGUAGAAAUCACUUGUUUAAAAGAGAAACUAGAGGAGGAGAGAAACCUCAAAGUAGUGCAAGAUCCAAUUCAGGUUCGAGACAGUUCUUCUUUGUCAACAGAACCAUCAUCGCCAUCAGAUUUUGGGACAAAAAAGAAAAACAAGGCAGCUGAGAUAAUCCAGAAACACUGGCGCUCACACCGUAAACGGGAUCUAGUUCUCUUGCAGUCCUGUCUCAGAGGACAUCUGAUCAGACAGAGGCAUCUGGAGGGACAGAAGCAAGCUGACCUGGGAACUGUCCCUGCUUCCAUGAGCCAAUCAGGUAAGAGCACUCAAGCUGUACAGGAAGAAGAAGUGACUCUACUGCAGUCGGUCUUUAGGGCUCAUCUCAAACGCAGCACUAUGAACACGGACAGGGCACAGUCUGUAUCUUCCAUACAUCAGAACAAGCAGCAUGUGUUACCCGCAGGAUCCUCUCAGGCCGUGUUCACAAGCAAAACCCAAAGCUCAGGCGUGAAGAUCCACCAACAGGAACCAGCCACCGAAAUCCCAAAGAGCGUUGAUUCAGACGACUCUGAUGAUAUCAUCGUGUCUCCUUCAAGACCACCGAGGAAAAAAGAACAGCCUUUCAGUUGUUUUCCUUUCAGUGCCGAUGACUUGAUUUAGCUCCUUUUCAGCUUUUUGGUUGAUUCAAAGGCUGCAUUUUCUCUCAUAACAUGGAACACACAUUAUUAGCUGAACAAUGGGAAAUUGAAACAAGCAAAUAAGGACUUGUAUUGGCAAUAAUCACUGUUCAGAGGUUGAUAUUUAUUUGAUUUUUAAGAUUUUAACACUUUAUUUCCUUCUGUUAAGAUCAUAUACUUUUAACUAUAAAUAAGGGACACAUUUCUUAAAGGGAUAGUUCACCCAAAUUAAAAAUAUACCAAGGUUUAUGAGCUUUGUUUAUUUGUUGAACAUAAUAGAAUAUACUUUGAUGAAUGAUGGAAACUGGUAGCCAUUGACAUUCAUAGUAAGAAAAUAAUGUACAAUAGAAGUCAAUGGUUACUGAUGUUCAUCAUUUAGGUUUGGAACUAGUCAAGGGUGAGUAUAUGAUGACAGAAUUUUCAGUUUUUGGGUGAACUAUCCCGUUUAAACUUUGUCUUCACACUCCAAAAGUGCCUUUUGCUGAAUGAUCAUGUUUCAAUGAGGAUCAGGGAUUUAAUGCUGUUUGUUUACUUCUCAUUGUAGAUUAAAUGACAUACAUUACUCUAAACAUUACAUCCUCUGUAAGGUCUAUUUAAGCCAUUGUGUGCUUUUAAUGUGCAACUCAGAUUGGUACAAAACUGCUGUGAAUUUCCACAUGUAUAGUGUAACUUUUAAUUGCAUAUGAAAAACAUACAGGAAAUUCUGUUUAAUGCUGUCAGUGUAUUUCGCUGGAAAUGUUUCUAAACAAUAGUAGCACUGAAAAAACUUUAGAUUUGGUUGAAACUGAGUUUGCUCUGAGAGUAUGUAGUGUUUUGUGGGAUUGUGCUUGAAUUUGUGUUAUAUCUUUCUUUAUUAAAUCUGUUUUCUCUGCUCUUUUGACAUUUGUGAGAGGGAAAAUGUCUUCAUUCUUGUCUUGACUAAACGUUUUGUUUAAUAUCUGAUUUUUAUUUAUUUAACUCCACACAAAGUUCAAUUCUCAAUAAAUAUUCUCAAUAAAACUUCUUUUAUAAGUAAA
Messenger RNA from Danio rerio (zebrafish), 3520 nucleotides. Lineage: Eukaryota; Metazoa; Chordata; Actinopteri; Cypriniformes; Danionidae. The record is from RefSeq and is a predicted model, not a curated record.